CAGGACAGGAGGGUAGCGUUACUUGGCUUGGAGUGUGGAUUGACAGUUUGGAUCACAGUUACCAUUAAUAACAAGCCCACGCUAGGGCAGCAUUGCGGUCUUGAGGCAAGUGGGGAAAGUGCCCAAGAGCAGGUCAGCGCGCACUUCAUAAACGGGGAAGCAUAAAACUCGAGAACAGCAAACCCUGGAGAGUGCGGUGGAACACGAGCAAAGGAAGUUAAAUCUCUCUGUUUAGUGAGCCUACGGGUGUUUAAAACACUGCAUGAAGUGUGAAAAUCCGAAUGAAAUUUAAAGUCGUUGCUGGACCGGUAUGAAUACACGUAUGUAUGCGUAUGCACUGUUUUAUUGAUUUAACUGGGAAUAUGUUUGCACCAGUGAGCAGUUAGUACAACUAGGCUAUCAACAAACUGACACACACAUAACUUUCGAAGUGGUGAAGUGAAUUGUGGGUGUAUGUUCCGUGGGACUUUCAUCUCGGACACAAUGUAAGGCGUUACACUGGAUUGUCUUGCUGGAUCAAGAUAAUAAUAUGACGAUGUUCAGAACUACAUAAGCUCCAGGUGCAGGUGCAACAAAAGCUAAUUAAACAUCGCCUGUGGCAUUGAUGGCCGGGGUUUUCGGGUGGAGCCAGCGCGAAGUUGAUGAGCCCUCAUGCCGAGGCAGUGGUGAUGGGGAGCGGCAGCUCCAGAUCUGCUUCCCUGCGGAAAGUCUGCGCUGAUCACUGCGGCGGGGUUAACUGGCUAAGCCUCAGUCCGGACGGGCGCUACCUGCUCACCGGCAGCGAGGACUGGACCGCCCGCCUGUGGAGCACUUCGGAACAGCAGUGCUGCAUGCUAUUCCAGGGCCAUGAGAACUACAUCACUUCCUGCCACCUGGAGAACGAUGCUGCCUACACAUGCAGCGCGGACCACAGCGUCCGGAGAUGGGACCUGAUGACAGGGGGCUGCACGGCUGUCUUCAAGGGACACUCCUCCAUUGUCAACAGAGUCCUGGUGACCCAAGGCUGCCUGUUCAGUGCUUCCUACGACCGCACCGCGCGGUGCUGGAGUGUGGAGACGGGCAGGCAGCUCCAGGAAUUCCGUGGACACCGGAACUGUGUGCUCGCUCUCGCCCACUGCUCCUCCCAGGACCUCCUUCCUGAGCCGGACAGAGAGCAGGUCAGAGACUUCCUCAUCACAGGCAGCACUGACUGCACCCUCAAGCUUUGGGUCGUGUCCGACGGGCGCUGCUACCGGACUCUGCGUGGGCACAGCGGGGCCAUCCUCUGCCUGGCACUGGACACCGCAAACAAGGCACUGUUCUCUGGGAGUACGGACUGCACUGUGCGCAGAUGGGACCUCACUAAAGGAGAACAGACCAGGGUCUUUCGAGAGCAUCAGGGCUCUAUCAUAUGCUUGGAGCUUGUUAGUCAGCACUUGUACUCUGGGAGUGCAGACCGAACAGUCAAGUGCUGGCUGCUGGAUUCAGGGAAGUGUGUUCGGACCUACAAGUCUCACAAGCGCACUGUGAGUGCAAUCAGAUACCACAGAGGAAUAUUAUUUACAGGAAGCGGUGAUGCCUGUGCCAGAGCCUUUGAUACCAAAUCGGGGGUCUUGAGAAGAGUGUUUAGGGGGCACACCUUCAUCAUUAAUUGUAUACAGAUUCACAACCAGCUUCUGUACACCGUCUCCCACGAUGGUACUUUACGAGUUUGGGAUGUGCGCAGUGUUUUAGAGCAGGACAAGGAAACCCCAAAAAAGGAUUCCCAGAAAGGCAGCCUAACCCGGUUGUGCAACAACAAGGUGGGCUGCAUGUGGGGUUCCCAGCCCCAGAGGACAGAGCGAAGCUCACAGGCUGAGAGAGAACUCAGAGAACAAGAGGGUAUCGAGCUUGUCUAACAGCAGCCCUGAGGACAGAGUGGAGCUCCCAGGCUGAGAGAGAACGAGAAUGAGAGAGCAUCGAGGACAGAGCAGAGCUCACAGGCCGAGAGAGAACUCGGAGAACAAGAGGGUAUCGAGCUUGUCUAACAGCAGCCCUGAGGACAGAGCGGAGCUCCCAGGCUGAGAGAGAACGAGAAUGAGAGAGCAUAGAGGACAGAGCAGAGCUCACAGGCUGAGAGAGAACAAGAAUGAGAGAGCAUAGAGGACAGAGCAGAGCUCACAGGCUGAGAGAGAACGAGAAUGAGAGAGCAUUGAGGACAGAGCGGAGCUCCCAGGCUGAGAGAGAACGAGAGAGCAUAGAGGACAGAGCAGAGCUCACAGGCUGAGAGAGAACUCUGAGAACAAGAGGGUAUCGAGCUUGUCUAAUAGCAGCCCUGAGGACAGAGCGGAGCUCCCAGGCUGAGAGAGAACGAAAGGGCAUUGAGGACAGAGCAGAGCUCACAAGCUGAGAGAGAAUGAGAGAGCAUUGAGGACAGAGCAGAGCUCCCAGGCUGAGAGAAUGAGAAUGAGAGGGCAUCAAGGACAUGUCUCUGUGGAAGACUUUCAUAAAAUGUAUUGUACUAAAUAAUUAUUAUAUAAACUUUUUUAUUUUCAAUAUAACAUUUUGUACAGUGUUU
Polyodon spathula (Mississippi paddlefish) is the source of this 2536-nucleotide messenger RNA. Its product is annotated as WD repeat-containing protein 86-like. The transcript is spliced from 6 exons. Gene Ontology annotation, molecular function: protein binding. Lineage: Eukaryota; Metazoa; Chordata; Actinopteri; Acipenseriformes; Polyodontidae. The record is from RefSeq and is a predicted model, not a curated record. The coding region runs from base 642 to 1877 and encodes 411 amino acids.